AAAAGCAAACGGACCCUUGUCAAGAGAGGCAAGGCCAACUUUUUGAGGGGAGUUUGUUGUCGCCUGGCAGGGGCCCUGACCCACCCGCGGAGCUCAAAAAGGCAGCUGGGGAGGACGCAGAUAUCAUGGCCUUGAAAGAAAUUUCUAGCAAUAAAUGCUUUGGUGGUUUUCAGAAAGUGUUUGAGCAUGACAGUGUUGAGCUGAAAUGCAAAAUGAAGUUUGGGGUUUAUCUGCCACCCAAAGCAGAAACUGAGAAAUGCCCUAUAUUGUACUGGCUGUCGGGAUUAACAUGCACAGAGCAAAAUUUCAUAACGAAAGCAGGUUUCCAUCAAGUUGCAGCUGAACAAGGCCUUGUUGUGGUUGCCCCAGAUACCAGCCCACGUGGAUGCAGCAUUAAAGGAGAAGAUGAGAGUUGGGAUUUUGGCACUGGAGCUGGUUUUUACGUGGAUGCCACUGAAGAUCCGUGGAAGACGAAUUAUCGCAUGUACUCUUACAUAAAGGAUGAGUUACCUAAUCUGAUAAAUGCCAACUUCCCAGUUGACUCUGGAAGGAUUUCUAUUUCCGGCCAUUCAAUGGGGGGUCAUGGUGCUCUAAUCCUGGCUCUGAAGAAUCCCGGAAAAUACAAAUCUGUUUCAGCCUUUGCGCCAAUCUGCAACCCGAUUCAGUGCCCGUGGGGGAAGAAAGCUUUUAGUGGAUACCUGGGGUCGAAUGUAACCGAAUGGGAGGCUUACGAUGCUACACAUAUUGUGAAGUCCUACCAAGGCCCCUCUUUGGACAUUCUGAUUGAUCAAGGCAAAGACGACCAGUUCCUUACAGCAGGGCAAUUGCUGCCUGAUAAUUUCAUUGCUGCCUGCACAGAGCGCAAAAUCCCAGUGGUCUUCAGAAUGCAGCAGGGCUAUGAUCACAGUUACUACUUUAUAGCAACAUUCAUUAAUGACCAUAUCAGGCACCACGCAAAAUACCUCAAUGCUUGACUCGAGUAUCUCCUGACAGUACAAAACAAUUGGAAGAUAAUCAGUGGAAAUUAACAACGAAAAAGUACGUGAAUAAUCAGUGUAUUGAAAUGAAGUUCUGAUUUUAUGCCUCAGAAUAAACACUUGGAAUAUG
Lacerta agilis (Sand lizard) is the source of this 1107-nucleotide messenger RNA. It is a transcript of the gene ESD, whose product is annotated as esterase D. The coding region runs from base 126 to 974 and encodes 282 amino acids. Gene Ontology annotation, cellular component: cytosol. Gene Ontology annotation, molecular function: S-formylglutathione hydrolase activity. The record is from RefSeq and is a predicted model, not a curated record. Gene Ontology annotation, biological process: formaldehyde catabolic process. Lineage: Eukaryota; Metazoa; Chordata; Lepidosauria; Squamata; Lacertidae. The transcript is spliced from 9 exons.